Messenger RNA from Rhagoletis pomonella (apple maggot), 560 nucleotides. RefSeq names its product putative nuclease HARBI1. The transcript is spliced from 2 exons. The record is from RefSeq and is a predicted model, not a curated record. The coding region runs from base 1 to 519 and encodes 172 amino acids. Lineage: Eukaryota; Metazoa; Arthropoda; Insecta; Diptera; Tephritidae.
AUGAGAAUUAGAGCUGUUGACGCGCGAUACGGUGGUGCAUGCCAUGAUUCCCAUGUAUGGAACCUGUCCAGUGAGAGAAGGGCUUUAAAAGCUCGUUUUGAUAAUGGCGAGAGAGGGAUAUGGAGUCUUGGCGACUCAGGAUAUCCAUUGGAACCAUGGAUGUUAACUCCCUAUCGUAAUGCCGCCGAAAAUUCAGCAGAAGGCCGGGUUAAUCAUUGCCAUGCCAAAGGACGGUCAAUCAUCGAACGAGUAUUUGGAAUAUUGAAAGGAAGGUUUCGAUGUCUUUUGGCAGCACGCGAGCUGCAUUAUACUCCGCAAAAGGUUUCAGCUAUAAUGAACGUUUGCUGCGCUUUGCACAACAUUUGUCUGCAAUUUAAAGCUAAGCUGCAACCUUCAGAAGUUUUUCCCACAGAAGAUGUACAUUUAUUAGAAACUGUGAAUAUGGUGGAAGCGGACAGUAGUACAGCAAAUAUUUCUAGGAACUUAAGAGAUGAAAUAAGAAACAGUUUAAUUGCAUAGGUGUAGCAAAAUAUUUUAUUAAUUCAAGUGUGUGUAUACAC